This is a messenger RNA of Effrenium voratum, 1485 nucleotides long. The record is from the annotation of a GenBank genome assembly. Lineage: Eukaryota; Dinophyceae; Suessiales; Symbiodiniaceae.
AUGGUUGUUCGGGACUUCAACCGAGCCAUUGCCGCGUGUGGCGCACACUGGCCACGAGCUAUCUCCCUCCUGGCGGAGAUCUCCGAUGCUUCCCUCCAGGCAGAUGUCGUAUCCUUCAACUCAGCCAUCAAUGUAUGCAGCCGGGCACAGCAGUGGCAACGAGCUCUUCAGCUGUUCAGUGGCGCCAAAGAAGUCGCAAAUGUGAUCACCUACAGCACCGCCAUCACCGCUUGCAGCAAAGCAGGGAGAUGGCAGCAGGCAUUGUUUCUUCUGUCCACAGCAGACGUGCCGCUGGAUGUGAUAGCAUUUGGCGCUGGCAUCAGUGCUUGUGGCGCGCAUUGGCAAUCGGCUCUGGCGCUUCUUGAGCGUUUGCAGAUGCAAAGGCUCAGAGAGAACUCCGUGGUCUACAAUUCCGCCAUGAAGGCCUGCGAGCUGGGCAGUGCCUGGCAGGCGGCCUUGUGCCUCUUCUCAACGGCCGAGCUGGACCUCGUGAGUUUCAGUGUGGCGGUGAGUGCCUGUGGCGCCGGGCAAAGGUGGGCGGAGGCGGGCCAACUGCUGCGGCAGCUGGGGCGACACCAGCUGCAGCCGGAUGUGGUUCUGUACAACACAACCAUCAGUGCCUGCGGCAGUCACUGGCAAGAGGCCCUAGUGCUGCUGGAAGAGUUGACCGAUAGCCAAGGAGCUGAUGCCAUCUCCUAUAACGCCGCCAUCAGCUGCUGCGAACAGGCCAGUUGCUGGCCAGCAGCCCUUGCUCUCUUGUCCCCGACCACGGCCACGCCCGCAGCUGUGGGGGGCGUGGUGGGUGCGCUGGGCGGCCGCUGGCAGCAGGCGUUGCUGAUCUUUCAGGAGACGCGGCGCUUCUUGCGGACGGAGGAUGUGGCCCUGUACGGGGCGCUGCUCAGCUCCUGCGAGCGCGGCUCCGCGUGGCAGGCGGCCGCGGAAGUCUUCGAAGAGAUGCGCCGGGCCAAGGUGCAGGAGGAUGUCAUUGCCUUCAAUGCCUUGAUCAGUGCCUGUGAAAAGUGUGAGCAGUGGGCACACGCGCUGUCUGCACUGGCUGAGUUGAUGUCCCUCACACUUGAGGCCAAUGUCAUCACUUACAACGCUGCCAUCAGCGCCUGCAGGGUUUGCUGGCGACGAGCUUUGGAUCUCUUCUUUUCAAUGGCGUCGUCUUCACUUCAGCCAGAUUUGAUUUCCUACAAUGCCGCCAUCACUGCAUGCGAGUCGGGAAAGAAAUGGGAGCUGGCACUGCAUUUGAUGACCCUAGCGGACGAGCUAGGACUUGGCGAUGCUGUGACGCUCACUGCAGUCUUGGGAGCCUGCAGGAGCGCCGGGAAGUGGCAGCACGCGCUUUGCUCCUUCGACCUGGGCCUGCCUUACAACAGCCUCAGCCUCGCAGAGCUACUGGCUUUGUCGCGCCCGCGCCAGGCAGUGCCACUGUUGGCCGAGUUGCAUCACAUGGAGCUGAACGUCCUGAGAGACUGGUGA